AUGACUACUUCUACUUCUACUUCAUCUCCUCCUGCCUCCACCAGCUCCCCCACCUACCUUGCCUAUCAACACGAUGCCAAACUCCUCCACCUCCAAACGACCAUUCAAUCCCUCGAACGAGUCUCCGAUCUCACAGAAGCCAACCAGGCCCUCUUCAAAUCCCCCGGCGAGAAUGACUACAUCCUCGUGACCAAGGAGACCAUCUUCCAUCCUCAGGGUGGAGGUCAACCCUCUGACGAAGGCUACAUCUUCCCCGCACAAUCCACUCCGUCCAAAACUCCAGACCACGACCCAUCCACCGCGCUCUUCCAAGUCCUCGCCGCUCGCAUGGACGCAUCCAACAACGGCCAAGUCCUCCACCUGGUCCGCCCUCUAGCAUCGUCCGAGUCCCUCCUCCCCCGGCCCAACACCCCCAUUCUCCUCCAAGUCGACUCCGCCAAACGCCUCCUCUAUUCGCGCCUGCACACAGCCGGCCACGUCCUGGGCUCCGCCGUCCGCCAUCUCCUCGAAUCGAUCGUCCCGGACUUUGACGAGCUCAAGGCCUCGCAUUUCCCCGACAGCGCCUCGUGCGAGUUCCGCGGCAGUAUCGGCGGGGAGUGGAAGGGGGCGAUUCAGGCCAAGGUGACGGAGUACGUGGGACGGGCGAUGCCGGUGGAGAUUGAAUUCUGGGGCGAGGAGGACUUUGCGAGGGAAGGCGUGUCGCAUUUGUUGCCGGAUCGGGGGUUGUUGGCGCCGGGGGAGGACAAGUUUCGGGUGGUGAGGAUUGUGGGCGCGGAGGUUUAUCCGUGUGGAGGGACACAUGUGGACUCGACGGAUUUGUGCGGGGAGACGGUGGUGAAGAAGAUUUCGAGGAGUAAGGGGAAUAGUCGGGUGAGUUAUACGGUUGUCUAG
Molecule: messenger RNA, 891 nt
Organism: Penicillium diatomitis
Lineage: Eukaryota; Fungi; Ascomycota; Eurotiomycetes; Eurotiales; Aspergillaceae
Product: putative alanine--tRNA ligase
Exons: 1
Coding region: 1-891 (296 amino acids)
Biological process (GO): tRNA aminoacylation; regulation of translational fidelity
Molecular function (GO): ATP binding; Ser-tRNA(Ala) deacylase activity; aminoacyl-tRNA ligase activity
Source: RefSeq, a predicted model, not a curated record